UCAUCUGCUGAGGGCGAGGAUGAUCAUCCGCUGAGGUAGACGUUAUCUUCGAAGGAUGACUCAAAAUUUGGCUAUAACGACUACCCCCCAGUUCCUUGUAACAUAAGUGCGAAAGGGUUUAAAGAAGCAUCGGGCGAGGAAGAUGGUAAGUGCUCGCCUGUUGUUGCCCGUCAUAUAUCAAAAUUUUCGUCUUGGCUCAGAGAUUCUUGCAAAAAUGGUGGAAAAAUCACAUUGGCUACACAAGAGACGCCAACAGGAUUCAAAAGUCCUACCUCGAAGCGUGAGAAAACUGGCCAUUCGGGGCGUGCCACGUGGCUUUGAUGUCAGUAAUUUUCCCGCCUCAUCCUUCCUCUAUAUAAGAGCAGCUCCUUUCAUUCCAAAAGUAUACACACGAAGUGCUGCUGGAUUAUUCUCCUGAAUUGGUAGCAUCAGGCGACGCUUUUCUCAAAGCCUCGCACCUUCUACCGCUUUCAGAAAUUGCAGGAAAGAUGGCCGAACUUCCUUUUGGUAAUAACCCUUUUGCUGGCAGGCAAGUUCCUGUUUCACAGCCUCGCCCCACUAUCUCUGUGAAUGCCACUCCUACUCUUCGCCGGAACCAGACCCCUCCACCGGAGAAAGGAUUGAGGGCGAGGAACAAGCAAAAACGGGGGAACGAAGAGGAAGUUGCAGCCUCAAAAAAGAAACCAAGAAAGGGCGAGGAGUCGACCCCCUCUGUUGUGUCUGUCGCCUUCAGUGUUUUGGCCGAAGACAACUAUGAUGCUGUGGACGUCAAAGUCUGGUCGUCAAAGAAAGCUGAUGAAGCUGAACAUGGCUUCAAGUUAGGAUUGGGCGAGGCGUUUUUUCAGGGCCUCAACGUCCUUGCCGCCAAAAAUGCUCACAUAGCAGAGCUGGAAAAGGCGAACACGAAGCUAAAGAGCGAGGCAACAACGUCCGCGGAUCGUCUGAAAGACCUCCAGAAGAAAUACAAAGAUGAUAUCAAGACAAGGGAUGCCCAGAUCAGGAAUGUUCAGGAUACCCUCAAUGAACUCACUGAGUCCUCAACUUCAGCCGCCAACCUCGCCAACUCUACCAUCGCAGGUCUCCAGUCUGAGCUUGAGGGCGAGAAAGCCUCCAAAUCCAAGGAGCUGAGCGACGCAUACCGCCUUGGGUUCUCGGAAUAUCUUAUCAAUUUCUUGGCUGCGGACCCUGACUACGACUGGACGACGUUCUUCGCCCCUUCUACUCCUGCUUUCAUGGUGGGCUUCAAAGAGGCUAAUGCUACCGCCAUUGAGAAGGCGAGGAAGGAUCUUGAGACGAAGAUCCUUUCAGAGAAGGAGGCGUUGGCCAAGAAAGGUGGCGAGACCACACAGGGCGAGGCAGGAGACAAGGGCGACGGUGAGGCCAUCACCACUGAGCAUCAGAAAGAAUGAACUUUUUAUUUUGAACAGUCCUAAAUACAUUUGGAGUGCGAGCUCUCUGUAAUUGGCCUUGCCAGUUGUAUUUGAAUUCUAACUCUUUUGUUGUUGUAGUCCCGUGCUUUUAAUUUAUCUUGCUUCAUCGUCUUCGCCAUGUCUUUUUGAGAAUAUUUAUACCUGCUUGCACCUCGAGGGUUCAUCCUUCCCUUGACCACUCAUCUUUAAGAUAGCUGCACAGGGCGAGGAUCCAUCCUCGGGCGAGGGUCUUAGCCUCUUAUUUUUAUUCUUCCUUGUAUGCUCAUAAAUGAAGACGAGGAUUCACCCCUCCCUUGACCACUCAUCAUUAGGAUAUCAGGCGAGGACUCUUCUUGUUUUUGGUUGCUUUCCUACGUUUGAGAUAGGCAGAUAUGGCGAGGACCUUGAUGGGGCGCGGACUUCAAUAUUCUUUCUCGUGAAAUCUAAAAGGGCGAGGACUGUCCUUCCCCUUGUUUACUUUCAUCCUCACUUCACGCAUCUCCCUUAUCCGAGUGUCCUCGUCCUCGCCUUUAGCAAAAGGUGAAGUUCUCCCUUGUUCUCAUAUGCAGUCGCCGUCCUCAUGCAUCCGAACAUUGCUUCGCUAGCAUUCAGGGCGAGGACUCUUCAACGGGCGAGGACUGUGCCUCUGGUCUUUGCGUCUUAUUCUUGCUUACUUACUUCGUCUUUUCCUUUGUCCUCGCCUGUAGCAGGGGGCGAGGUUCUUCUUCUUCGUUUCAAAGCUUCUCCGAGUUACUCAACGGUCGGCUUCCCUUGAAGAGUCGCGACCUUUCGCUGAAAACGAGUUCAGAAUACAAAGAGUUCAGACGUACCUCCUCCGGGACAGUAGGGACCUCGUCUACUUAAAUGCCAGGCAUCCAGGACAGUAGGGACAUCAUCUACUUGAAUCCUAGGCAUCCAAGAAGGUAGGUCGUCGCCCUCCACCUUACUUGGGGACAAACAACCUCCGGGAGAGUAGGGAAAUCAUCUACUUAAAUCCCAGGCAUCUAGGACA
Daucus carota subsp. sativus is the source of this 2421-nucleotide messenger RNA. RefSeq lists its product as uncharacterized. The transcript is spliced from 2 exons. The coding region runs from base 489 to 1409 and encodes 306 amino acids. NCBI's taxonomy places the organism in Eukaryota, Viridiplantae, Streptophyta, Magnoliopsida, Apiales, Apiaceae. The record is from RefSeq and is a predicted model, not a curated record.